Messenger RNA from Microcebus murinus (gray mouse lemur), 1882 nucleotides. It is a transcript of the gene IL5, whose product is annotated as interleukin 5. Gene Ontology annotation, cellular component: extracellular region. Lineage: Eukaryota; Metazoa; Chordata; Mammalia; Primates; Cheirogaleidae. Gene Ontology annotation, biological process: immune response. Gene Ontology annotation, molecular function: growth factor activity; interleukin-5 receptor binding. The record is from RefSeq and is a predicted model, not a curated record.
AUAGUGAGUGGUUGGUGAGUUUUCUCUACUUAGGGAAGGCUAACACAGUGGUAUCUCACCUAGGUUGCCUGUGCAGGGCUAGGAUGGAAUUUAAACACUCAUGGCUUUGUGUAUUUAAAGUACUAAAAUAACAAGUUGUUUGGCAAUUCCUCUGAAACCUUCAUCUAAGCCCACACUUCCUCAGUGUACAUGACAGGCGACAAGGGUGAACCAGAGAGAACUCACAUAUCAUCUGGGCAGAGGAGGCUCCUGCCAGAACCCAGCUUCCGUUCUGAGAGCACCAUUUGAGGAGGACCAUGACCCAAGCCUAUUGUGAUUCCCACCUUACUCCUAAUAGAGUCACUAACGUGAGCCACUGUUUCUCCGGCAGUCUCAAGUCUCAUUUCUCAAGUGUUCAAAUCAGACACCUCCAACUGAGAGUCCAGAACUUUAGCACAGACAAAACCAGACAUGAUACAAGACUGCCAAUGAAAUCCUGCACUUUUAUCCUACCGGUGCAGAGCUGGGAUUCCAUGUGUGUUAAAGAUGUGUCUACUUCCCACUGCCUCUGCUUCUCAUAUAGGACUGCAUCCAGCUUUGUAAAAGGGUUCUGAGUGACAAUUUGUGUUUGGUACCAUCUUUCCUAGGUGCUCAAGAUGAUCCUAAAGCCAGGCUUCUAGCGUGCCAACACAGGGCCACUUUGGGGUCUCACUGACACCUUCCAUUAAAAACAGCAGCCUGCACCUCCAUGGCAAAAGCUGAACGUUUCAGAGCCGAGAGAAUGCUUCUGCGCCUGGGCUUGCUGGCUCUCGGAGCCGCCUGCGUCUGUGCUGUGCCCAUAGACAGCGCCAUGAGCACAGUGGUGAGAGAGACCCUGACGCUGCUCUCCAUGCACCGGACUCUGCUGACAGGCAACGAGAGCCUGAGGAUUCCUGUUCCUGCACAUAAAAAUCACCAACUUUGUACUGAAGAAAUCUUUCAGGGACUAGACACACUAAAGAAUCAAACUGGACAAGAGAAUGGUGUGGAAAAACUAUUCCAAAACUUGUCUUUAAUUAAAAAAUAUAUUGACCUCCAAAAAAAAAAGUGUGGAGAAGAAAGACGGAGAGUAAAGCAAUUCCUAGACUACCUGCAAGAGUUUCUUGGUGUAAUAAACACCGAGUGGACAAUAGAAAGUUGAGACUAAACUGGUUUAGUAUAGCCAAAGAUUUUGGAAGAAGAGAAGAACAUUUUAUUGCAAUGAGAAUGAGAACCAAUGAAGGGUGGGGCUUUGAUUCGCAGUGUAUCUGAACUUCAGAGGCAAAGUAAAUAUUUCAGGCACACUGCCACUCUACCACCUCACACAGCAGAAAGCAGAAAAUAUUUGAGAUAUAUUUUAGAUAUCAGAAUCAUUGAAGUAUUUUCUUCCAGUUUACUCAUGGCAAAAUUGAUGUAUAAUUUUAUCUUGUUUAACUUAACAUUCUGUAAAAUGUCUGUUAAUAUUAUUUAUGCAAUGAUUAAGAAUGUGGUAAAUUAAUAUUUAUUUCAUGUUAUAUCAUGUUUCAAUAAAACAAACAAUAGACUAUUGUUCAAUUUGCUGCUGGCCUCUGUCUUAGCACCUGAAGCUAGCACAGUGCACGUGAGCACAUGCUAAGGUCUGGAGGGGUGUCUGAGCUCGUGCUGGUUGAGUGUCCGCUUCUCCCUGGAGAAGCCUCGGGGUUGCAAGGCAUACCCAGGGUGGAAGUGAUCGUGCAGGACUGAAUGGCAUGUGGGGAGCAGGGACAUGGGCAGGAGCUGAACCUGGUUUCCUCUCCAUAGUAUACCCAGAGCCUAGGAUGGUGCAGGAUAAAUGGUAGAAAAUGAAUGAAUGGGCAAGGAGUGGUGGCUCAUGCCUGUAAUCCUAGCUCUCUGGGAGGCCGAGGCA